Messenger RNA from Trichoderma reesei QM6a, 904 nucleotides. RefSeq lists its product as uncharacterized. The annotation marks the transcript as partial. The transcript has 6 exons. The record is from RefSeq and is a predicted model, not a curated record. Lineage: Eukaryota; Fungi; Ascomycota; Sordariomycetes; Hypocreales; Hypocreaceae.
AUGCCUACCCGAAACAUCAUCGUGACCGGUGCCACGGGAAAACAGGGGCGGGCAUUUGUCCAUGCGCUGUUCAACCCGUCAACUGCAGAGAACACAGAAUACCAUGUUUGGGCCGUAACGCGAAACCCGACUUCGUCCGCCGCGUCCUCGCUGCUGCAGGCUGAACAGAGCCAUGCAAAGGACAUCACCUUCGUCCAGGGCGACCUCAACAAUGCCGCGAUGAUAAGGGAGAUUUUUACCCAAGUGUCUGCCGAAGGCGGCAUAUUCGGUGCUUUCAUCGUAUUGGCAUAUCCCGGUCUUGGGAACAAGGGCGAUGAAGAGGAGAGACAAGGAAAGCUACUUGCGGAUCUGGCGCUCGAGUUUGAUGUCGAUGCACUGGUGUAUUCGAGCUCGAUCCCUCCUGGACAAAACUUGGAUGAUGCGUACGAUGCGUCGCAUCGAGCGAAGCUGGGAAUUGAGCUCUAUUGUAAGGAGCUUGGUGAGAGAGGUUUGAAUUGGACCAUCGUACGGCCUGGGUUCUUUAUGGAGAACUUUGAUGGCUUCAUGGGGUCUCUCGCUGUGGGUGUACUCUCCCAAGGAUUGGGCAACGAAACCGAUAUAGCUCUCGUGGCAUCAGAAGAUAUUGGCAAGGUUGCCGCUGGGGUUCUCAAGAAUCACGGCAGAUUCACUCACAAGAUACUAUCCAUUACAGGCGGAUGUCUUACAAUGUCCGAGAUCCGAGCGGCCUAUCAAGACGUGAUGGGAAAACAGAUGCCUUCUGUGCCCUCUAUCCUUGCGUGGCUAGUCCUGAAACUGAGUGCCGGCGCACGCAAUGUGGUCAAAGAAAUCGAGAGAAGCUACAGUGUGAGGGCUAGCGGAGGAUAUCCGACAUUUGAGGAAGAAGUUGAAGCGGCCAAAGCGCUCU